GCAGCGGAGCCCUGACACACAGACUACAGAGGAGAAUGAAUCAGUGAGACGUCAGAGAUGAGAUCUGAAUGGGUUGGGUGAUAACAGGUCUGUGCUCCUCUCUGUCUGCGGAGUGUGUUGGCUUUUGACUUCUGCUGCGCUUUGAUACUUAGUCAUCACACUCGGGCAUUUGGACAACUGCCAGGAUUGACUGGGAGAAAAAAAGAGGCUUCUCAUUCCUCCUCCCUCCUACCGUCGCACCCUCCUUCUUUAAACAAGUAGUUGACGAACCAGUUUCAAAUGCAGUUUGUGUCUUGGUGUUAAUCCAGUUACACUGUUCUCAUGAAUUUCAUUUCAAUUGGAACUGAAACAAAAACAACACUCAAGAGUAUGUUUAGCUCACUCAUCUGUAAAAUAUAUUUUUUUGGUGUCUGAAUAGAAGACAGUUAUCAUAAUGUCACUCAGCCAACACCUGUGGUUUUGUCUCAUCAACGAUCUGAUCAAAAGUCCUCACUGGCCCAGACCAGACCAGAUCCAAACUCUUUGUCUUAUCUGUGCAGAAAGCUGCUUUUCAGCAGCUUUUCCGGAUUUUCCCACAAAGUAAUUUUAAUUUGAAAAUCCAGCACUAUUGUAGGAAUAAUGUUAUACAUAAUAAAUCUUAUUUGCAGCAAAAUGGGAAAUAUCCACAGUUUUGUCAUUGUAUAUAAUUCUUUCAGCUUAAAUAUGUAUAUUUUUAUUAGCGUUUUUAAAUAAAGGUCAGUGUAGUUUUGAAGCAGUAGUUGUGAAUGUGUCGGGGUAGGUGCGAGGCAAUAAACAAUAGUCCGAUCUGCAUUAAGAGGGCACUGCAGAAAAGGUUUGGGAAUCACUGCCACGAAUGACCCUGUCACCCUUUAGUAAACUGUCACCUAUUGUGAUUUGAAGGGUUAACACGUACUAGUUACGACAUUACCGUGAGAAAACAAUGGCUCCUGUACUUGAAUAAUGUAGUUUCCAUAUUUUAGUUGUGACAAGUGGGGGCAGUGCUCUGGAAUCAUUGUUAUCAGAUCCACAGGAUGUCCUGAGGAGGAAGCCAGUGCAGAGUUGUAUGCUAGCAGUAAGGGCGAGGGAGGCUCACUCAACACGGUCUCCUCUCCCAUAAUGUCUCUGGGAAGGGUCACCCUGGAAUUUAGGGUUGGCACCCCAACCAAAGAUCACCAUGGCUUUUAUAUACAUCAACACAGGCUGGAAAUUUGCAACCAUGAAACCAAGCCUGAUAUGGACCCACUUUGCUUUUAUUAACGAAAACCCAGAAAUAGGGCAAACUGAUUCAAGCUGGGGGGUUUCUCCCACCGACUGACUAGAAAUGUUGAGCUUCACUGGUCUGGAUUACCAAACACUGACUCUUGUUGACAGCAGAGAAAAGGCAUCAACUACAAGGAAGUGAACCCAGAAAACACGCAAAGUAUUUUCGGUGAAAUACACUCAUCCAUAGACACUCUAGCCUACACCUUUGGCAAUGUAGUUUCUGAUUUCCUUAUGGGAGAUGUGGAUGCUGGAUCAGGGUUGGGGAUACCCCAGACCAGAAGAAGCAGAUCUUAUGACGACCUCUCAGUGGAUCCUGAUGAGUAUGUCUCAGUGAAAAAUGAUCCCGUGGGCCCAGAUGUGCCGCUGUCACGGGAGGAGGAGGUUGACCUGACCCUGCUGAAGAAUGACAGCGGGGUGGAAUCGGCCCUGCUCUACGCCAAGGCCUGGUCCAAGUACAUCAAAGACCUUCUGACCUGGAUGGAGAAAAGGAUAGCUCUGGAUAUUGAAUAUGCAAAAAGUUACACCAAAAUGGCAGAGUCUGCAAAGAAUCUGGCCAGUCAGCAGGACUACAUGCCGUUCAGUGACAUCUACAUUUCCACAUUCAAGAAUGACAUGGAAUACAACCAGCUGCUAAUUCAAACAGCCGUGGCUCUUCAGACCAAUAAGUACAUACAGCCUCUUCUGGCUCGCAAGAAUGAACUUGACAAACUGAGAAAAGAGAUUAAGGAGCAGUGGCAGCGGGAACAAAAGAAAAUGCAAGAGGGAGAUAGCACCCUGCGUAAGGCACAAGCUCUGAAGUCCCAGAGGAGGGAGGAAUAUCAGAGGGCCCGCUCAUCCACCAACCGCUCCCAGGAGGAGCUGUCUAACAAUGCAGCCAACAAACAGCUGGAGAAGAAGAGGAGACUGGAGGAGGAAGCUCUGCAGAAGGCGGAGGAGGCUCGGGACCAGUACCAGAUUUGUGUGGCUGACGCUGGCGUCAGAAGGAUGGAUCUGGCCAACGCUAAGAGCACAAUCCUCACACAGAUCAGGGAAAUGGUCUUUCAGUGUGACCUCACACUCAAAGCUGUGACAGUGAACUGGUGUCAGAUGCAGCAGGGGCAGAUGGUGUCUUUUCCUGCCCACUAUCAGGCUCUGAGUGAUAGCGCCAAGUUGUACGAGCCCGGUGAAUGCUAUGCUGAGUUUGUCCGGAACCUGCCCAAGAAUCUGCCUAAAGAGCACCUGCACUCUGACUCCACCUCGUCCGACAGCGCCAGGUUUGUGUUCAACAAGAGAUCAGUGGGCAGCACUCAUUCCUCACAUGGCAACCUCUCACAGGCGUCCAUCACCUCGUACGACGUGCUCAGUGGAGAUGAAGCGGACAACGUCAUGCACAGACCACAGUUUAGCGAACGGAGGUCCAACAGCAGCACAGACAUACAAGCGUUAAGAAGUCAGGCUCCGUUAAGAACCUGGGCCUCCAGCAGCCAGGGCAGCCAGGGGGGGAUGUGCAGUGACUCAGAGAGUGCUGGAGGCAGCAGCGAGUCCAGAUCCAUGGACUCCCCCACCGCCAGUCCAGGUGACUUUAAACGUCGACUACCUCGGACUCCCUCCACUGGAACCAUGUCGUCAGCCGACGACUUAGAUGAGAGAGAGCCUCCGUCACUCUCACACAACGGUCUGGCUGAGAUGGUGACAGAGACGGCCAGUUCUCCCGGUCCUUUCCGGAACGCUCAGAUGUCCAAAGCUGCUCAAACCCAUAAGCUAAGAAAACUACGAGCACCAUCUAAGUGCAGGGAGUGUGACAGUCUGGUUGUUUUUCAUGGAGCCGAGUGUGAAGAGUGCUCUCUGGCUUGCCAUAAGAAAUGUUUGGAGACACUUGCAAUUCAGUGUGGCCAUAAAAAGCUUCAAGGGAGGCUGCAUCUGUUUGGGAUCGACUUUGCUCAGGCAGCGAAGAACAGCAAAGACGGCGUUCCCUUCAUCAUCAAGAAGUGUACCUCUGAGAUUGAAGGUCGAGCACUAAACAUCAAGGGUAUUUAUCGAGUAAACGGUGCCAAAUCUCGUGUUGAGAAGCUCUGUCAAGCAUUUGAAAAUGGGAAGGACCUGGUUGAGCUGUCUGACCUCUCACCUCAUGACAUCAGCAAUGUCCUCAAACUCUACCUGAGACAGCUACCAGAGCCAUUGAUCCUGUAUCGAUAUUACACCGACAUUAUCGGACUGUCAAAGGAGUGUCAGAGAGUCAUUGUAGAGGAAGCGGACACACACCCUGUCCCUCAGGCGGGAGAAAAAAGUGACCUGAGCACACAGCUCAACAAGGUCAUUUACAGGAUCAGAGAUCUGCUCUACCAGCUACCCACGAACAACUACAGGACGCUGCGGCACCUCAUAGCUCAUCUGCGUAGAGUUUCGGAGCAGGCAGAAGAGAAUAAAAUGACUGCCAGUAAUCUGGGAAUCAUCUUUGGCCCCACACUGGUGAAGCCGCGGCAGACAGACGCAGAGGUGUCUCUAUCCUCACUGGUCGACUAUCCAUACCAGGCCCUGAUGGUUGAGCUGCUGAUUCGUUACUUCCCGACAGUGUUUCAUUCAUCACCUUCGUCAGGUUCCGCUGGCCUGGGGUCUCCCAGACUCACGCCACAGGAGAAGGUUCAGAGGCUCAGUAGAAAUUCCACCUCCCUGAUGGACAUCAAAGAGAGUGCCAAAGUGUACAAGAGAUACUCCUCAGUGAUCCCGUCAUCGCACAUCCUGGGUGAAGUACAGGAGGUGAAGCCGGGAACAGACAAAACAGAUGUCUCAUCCCAACACAACGGGGUCCAGACAGCAAAUGUUGGAGACGACCAGAGAACACACUUAAUCCAUCCUAACGUCACCAGCAACUCCACAAGUACAACUACUUCUAAUGCACCACCAAAGGUCCAUCUGCGUCCCAAAGGCCCGAGACAGGUGUACCGACCAAUCAGCAUGCCACUAGAACGUCUCCCCACUCCGGCUCAGAUUAACGAGAGGAAUUUUCGAAAUGGUGCCGCUAGUGACACGUCCACUUCUGAGCGAGACAGCGCGGCUGAAACCAUACAGGAGAUCCCGGAGAUGGAAAAGACACGAGCAGGCGGCUCGUCCAGGGUGAGCGCCUAUUACAUCACACCUUUCAUCGACACACAGACAAUGCAGAGGCGAACGUGGGACAAGAAGUACAAGCAUUAUGAUGUCACACCCAGGACUGCUAUGAUAGUGGCCAACUCUGCAGUUCAACCAAUAAAGGCAACAAUGCCUGUCCCUCUCCACCCAACAUUAACCGCUGACUCUGUGGCCUCAACAACAACCAGCUUGACCACAGCAUUGUCCACCAGUCCCCAAAUGGCACCCAUGAAACUUGUGUGGACUUCUAAAAGGGAAACCAACACAGACGGUUCAGCCUGUGAGGCCAGCAGCUCGGAAUAUCUUCCACUAACACUCAGGGCACCAAGGACUCUGCAUCCUCCCCCCGGAACUUUCUACAGACCCCCUGCUUCUUUAAACAAAACUAGGACGCUUACAAACUGGACUACCACCGUCACCACCACAACAGCAACAACCACCACCACCUCUGCAGUCCUCCCCAUCACCUCUAGUCAGGUUGUGAACUCAUCCCCUGCUCUUACAAGCCCACCACAGACACAGCUACAGACCCAAGACUCCACUGACUCUGGGUUCCUGACCUCUGCAACCCUUUCUCCCUCUCAGUCACCGUCGUCAAGCAGCCCCAACGACCUCAAUCCCUGCGAGACCAAACCUCUCUACCAAAGACUGCGGCCUCGGCGAAUGCAGGAGCUCGAACACAGAGAGGCUCAUUUUGUCUGAUGCCCAAAUAUUAAACGCAUCGUAUACCGUAUGUAAAUAUAUAUGUACCAUAUACACCAUGGGGUGUGCUGGGACAAGUGUUUUUAUGAGGAGGAAAGUAAGAGGUCUGUGAAAAUGAACCAUAAAAGUGUUAUUACUAAUAUAUAUUUACAUGUUACAGUCGUUGUGUCAGUCAGGAUGGUUUGAGUGUUUAAAACAAGCCAGUACAAAAAGGGAGGAGCCUGCCUCAUUAGUCAGUGUCUAAUUAAAAAAUAUAAAUAUAUUUUUUUGUUUAUUUUAAUGUCAAGGUUCUCUGUGUUACAAAGACGAAGCCUUGUUUUAAUUUGUCAUAUUUUUUGUAAUCACACAAUGCACUUAAACAGGUUAAAAAUGUAAUGUAGUCAUUUUCUAUCAUUUCUUUUUUUUAAAUGUGGUAUUUUAUUAUAAAAGGAAUAGAAAAUUGUCAUUUAAAAAAAGAAUGCAAAAGAAUUGAGCAGUCUAUCCUUCUAGUCUAUGAUUGGUACAUUGUCUUUUUCAAUGUGUAAGCCCUAUGUAUGUGUUUACAGUUUUUAUAUUCAUCCAUACAUACUGCAUGAUUGUCACAGCAAUUUAUUUUUUGUGUCUUUUUGUGGUAUUGUAAUUAUACAAGAAAAAAGACCUGCAACAGUUCUUGCUGCAAAUUAAAAAAAAUACAUCAAUUGUUAA
Molecule: messenger RNA, 5757 nt
Organism: Cynoglossus semilaevis (tongue sole)
Lineage: Eukaryota; Metazoa; Chordata; Actinopteri; Pleuronectiformes; Cynoglossidae
Product: rho GTPase-activating protein 29-like
Exons: 20
Coding region: 1495-5073 (1192 amino acids)
Biological process (GO): activation of GTPase activity; signal transduction
Cellular component (GO): cytoplasm
Molecular function (GO): GTPase activator activity
Source: RefSeq, a predicted model, not a curated record